Molecule: messenger RNA, 780 nt
Organism: Ectocarpus sp. CCAP 1310/34
Lineage: Eukaryota; Phaeophyceae; Ectocarpales; Ectocarpaceae
Source: the annotation of a GenBank genome assembly
AUGCUGACCAACUGCAUGGGCAUGGCCUUCGAGGAAGAUAAGAUCAUGCGAGUCAAGAUCGCGAAGUUCGAACAAGAUCUGCAAGUUCUCAAGCUGGAGGCGGACAUGGACGCGUCGUCUUGCAGAGAAGCCAGCCGCAUGGAAGCGUUGCGCCGGAUGGAGAUCACGAGAGGUCUCAACCAGGCAGCCAGGGACAGGAGCAGGGCCGUACGCCUGGAGAAGAUGCGUUGGGCCGUGAGAGACGUCCGUCGCAACGUUAUCAAGCGAUCGCGAAAAGACCUUCAGCGGUUCAGAGAGCUGGCACGGGCCGAGCGCCCCCUCGAAGUCAAGCAAACCUUGAGCUACGAGAAGCGGCGAGAUCAGGAGAGAGACGAGGAAGCGGAGGUCCGCCAGAUGGAACGCGAUGCUCGAAAAGAACGCCUCGCCGUCAGAGAGGUCUACGACGCUGUGGUUGGCCCGGCGGCAUCGGCGGCCGCCACAGCCGCCGCAUCAGUGGCCAGAAAGGCUGCGAUCGCCGCGGUAAGGCGUGGUGGGGGCAGCGGCGACAGUCCGGCGGACGCAGCCGACGCAGAGAACGCAGCGGCGAUAGCGGCAGCGGCGGCAGCGGCGGCGGCAUCGACCACCGGGAUGGCCGAGCUGGGCGGGGGAAGGGUGUGUCGCGCUUGCGGGGGGCCCAGGUUUGGACGCACCGUCUGUGCCAAGUGCGGGGCGAACGCGAAUAGCUGGCGGGGGGAGGUGGACUCCGGAGGAGAAGACGAAGAAGACGAAGAUGUCGUGUGA